GCUGCGUUGGGGCUUCACUGCGCAAUUUUAUAUCGUGGGAAUCAGCCGGAAGUAAUGUAAAUACAAUGUACGUCACGAGGACGCGUCACGUGGCUUACACCGGUGUUUCGCGCAAUUGUUGUCAUCGAUUGAAAACGUGGGAAAUAUCGGUCAUCGGGUUUAGUAUAAAUUCACAUUCUACCCAUUUAUCUUGUUGUUAACAAGUGUUUAUGGACUGAUAAAUUUGUCUUCGGAUCGGCUCUGGGCUAGAGAACAACUUGAUCGAACUGAACAAGAGCUACAGAGAAUCAGUGGAUGAGUUGAUUAAUUUGGAGACAGGCAUCACAGCUUUAAAUUUUCACAAUGAGUUGUCCAUUCAUGUCAGGACCGAGACCGAAAAAUGCCACCACCAACAAUAACAACAACAGAGAUGUCAGCGGCGGUAGUGGUGAUGCUGACAAAAGUGCAGCGGCUACCAGCGACGACGAAAAUCCCGCCAUGCACUAUCACAAGUACCUGCACCUGGACAAGGUCCUGAAAUCGCAGGUGCUUGAGUCGGAGCAACAGGGUUGCAAGGUUCACGAUGAACAUCUUUUUAUCAUCAUACAUCAGGUUUAUGAGCUGUGGUUCAAACAGAUUCUGUAUGAGAUUGACUCGGUGUGCACCCUGUUCAGCCGGGUUCAGCAUGACGAGAGGAAGCAGCUAGUCAUCAACCAGCGUAUGGGACGUGUCAUCAGUAUCAUGAAGAUUGUAGUGGAACAGAUUCACAUCUUGGAGACCAUGACACCGAUGGACUUCCUGGAGUUCCGCACCUUCCUGGCCCCAGCCUCGGGGUUCGAGAGCCAACAGUUCAGGAUCCUGGAAAACAGACUUGGGAUGAAACCGGAAUGGCGUGUGAAGUACGCACAAAAGAACUACGAGCACGCACACCACGGUGCGCGUUUGGCUGAAAUCAAACAGGCAGAGAUUGAACCCUCACUGCUGUCUAUAGUGCAGCAAUGGCUGGAGAGGACACCUGGUUUGGAGCGAGAUUGUUUCAACUUCUGGGAUAAGUUCCAAGCUGCUGCCAAUGAUAUGAUGAGCGACAUGCUGAGAGAUGUUGAGGAGCUGGAGGACGAGCACCAGAAAGAGGCCAUGAUGCAGGAGUACAACAUAGCCAAAGAAAGCUUUGCGUCAGUCUUUGACGUCGAGAAGCAUAACAACAUGGUCAGCAGGGGAGAUCGACGGUUCUCCCACAAGGCACUCCAGGGGGCGCUUUUCAUCUCCUUGUAUCGCGACGAGUCUCGCUUCAGCCAGCCGUUCCAGUUUCUGACCCUGCUGAUGGACCUAGACUCUCUCAUGAUGAAAUGGAGAUUGAAUCAUGUCCAAUUGGUGCAGAGGAUGAUCGGCAGUAGGCCGGGUACCGGUGGCUCCUCAGGUUACAUGUAUCUGAAGGCUACAGCCAGUGAUCGCUACAAGGUGUUCGUCGAUCUUUUCAACCUGUCCACAUUCCUGCUGCCGCGUAAGUACAUUCCGACCCUGACAUCUGACAUGAAGCGACGGCUGUCCAUUCCAUACGGCAAGGUCAAUGGGAAUGUGGGGAACCUCCAUGUGCAUGUGGAGAGUCUCAGUGUUUCCUUAACGGAAACAGAUCAUGAGGUUUAAAGUGAAGAAGGUACAGAAUGCAGUAAAAAGUACAAGGAAACCUUUUUGGUAUUGACACAUAUGUCACAGGUCACAAUUCCACUCCAUUCAUUCUUUGCACAAAUACUACCGUAUUGCAAUAAGGUAACAUGGUAAAGGUAGCAGUACAUCCAAUUAAGAGGGGACAAUUUUCACCCCACAAAUAUUAAGGCUCUAGUAUAAUUCAAUUUAAUUUGCCCUUCACAAAAUUGCCAUGUUGCAAUAAGGCAACAAUGUUAAGGCAGCAGUGUGUCCAAUAAUACAGGGGACCAUUUUUGGUUUUGUAACAAGUUUGAUGAUGUCAAGUUCAAUCAAAUAAAUUUGCACCAGGUGCAACAAUUUCAUAAAAUUGUUUUAAAGGCAAGGCAACACUUUCCUAAACAAAGAUUCUUAUGUCAUAUAGUUUGCUAAGGUAUUAAAUAAAACUUCAUUGAAAAGGCUGAAGUUUGCUAGAGCAAACCAAACUAUGCACAAGUGGCUUAUAGCACAUGUAUGGCUUUUAUGUUCAAGGUAACCAAUUAACACUUGCACUUCAUUGUAAUAUAUUGUAUUUAUUCCUUGAUGAAUCCAAUAGUGCCGUGGCGGUUUAGGGCAGUACAGGGAGUAACAGGCAGGGUGGUUUGGGGCAGUACAGGGAGUAACAGGCAGGGUGGUUUGGGGCAGUACAGGGAGUAACAGGCAGGGUGGUUUGGGGCAG
This is a messenger RNA of Patiria miniata (bat star), 2338 nucleotides long. RefSeq names its product tryptophan 2,3-dioxygenase-like (gene tdo2). The transcript has 11 exons. Gene Ontology annotation, molecular function: metal ion binding; heme binding; L-tryptophan 2,3-dioxygenase activity. The coding region runs from base 343 to 1623 and encodes 426 amino acids. NCBI's taxonomy places the organism in Eukaryota, Metazoa, Echinodermata, Asteroidea, Valvatida, Asterinidae. The record is from RefSeq and is a predicted model, not a curated record.